Trypanosoma cruzi is the source of this 564-nucleotide messenger RNA. RefSeq lists its product as uncharacterized. The record is from RefSeq and is a predicted model, not a curated record. The transcript has a single exon. Bases 1 to 564 code for a protein of 187 amino acids. NCBI's taxonomy places the organism in Eukaryota, Euglenozoa, Kinetoplastea, Trypanosomatida, Trypanosomatidae.
AUGAGGGCACAUGCCGGACGUGCUCAGCCUGGCGUUAUAAUAGUUAGCGAGGGCCUCCCAUGCGGAUGCCACAAUGGCGCCACCGUCUUCUUAACAGGCGCCUCGCGCGCAGGUCGCCGCCGAAGUUGCCAAGCAUGCCGGCAGGCAAGACACGCAGGAAGCACAAACGCGGGUACUCGAGAUGGACCAGGCUCUUCCGCCACCGCCUCAUCACGGACGCCACGGGCUGCUGAUCCCCGACGGACCACGGGAGACUCCGCCUCAUCCACUGCGGGAAUGCCCUCGUCGUUGGGAACUGGGACUGCGACUGUUUGUGGGACUGCCCCAGCCCGCACGACGGAAUACUUGCCACUUUUGUACGGACGGUCCUUGCGCUACUCACUCGUUAUUGUAGCAGCAUACAACCAAAACAAGAUAACAAUCUGCUUUGUGGUGAAUAUUGGCUGCACUUCCCGUGGACCAACAAUCCGCGUGGUGUGCGGGGAUCUCUUUUUAUUAUUUUUACUUUGCUUUUGUGUUGCUGUGUGCGCUGCACCUUCUUGUGUGUGUGCGCACCCUCCGUGA